ACAAUCAAAAAUAUAUCCAAUCGUAACAAAAGCAUUACGAAUUAUUUUCCGGCCAUUAUAAAGAAAAAAACACAUUCAAGGGAAAAAAAAAAAUGUCUACAGCUACGUUCAUCGACAUCUUACUUGCAAUCCUUCUUCCUCCCCUUGGUGUUUUCCUCAAGUUCGGUUGCCAUUCUGAGUUUUGGAUAUGUGUAAUUCUGACUUUAUUUGGAUGGAUUCCCGGAAUUAUUUAUGCUAUCUAUGUUCUCACCAAGUGAUGAUUCUUAUAUGAUGAUAUUGGUGAAUUGUCAUCAGAUAUUAUCCGAUGAUACGAAGUAAUACUAUUGGUGUGACAUAUUAGUUUUGUGUAUGUGUUUUCCAGCUACGGUCGAAUCGAUGUAUGAGUGAAUACGUUUUGUUUUUUUCUCUUUCUUUCAUUAUUCUCGAUUCUUGUUUUCAAUUUUCAUUUUUCAUCUGAUGUAUGAGUGAAUUGAAUAUGACACGUGUAUUUCAUAUCAUUCAAUCAAUCAAUGUAUCUAUGUUGGGUAGACUUUGUUUUAUGAAAUUGACAUAAAAGUGUGAAACUUUCUUUA
Messenger RNA from Erigeron canadensis, 572 nucleotides. Its product is annotated as hydrophobic protein RCI2A. The record is from RefSeq and is a predicted model, not a curated record. Gene Ontology annotation, cellular component: membrane. Bases 93 to 257 code for a protein of 54 amino acids. NCBI's taxonomy places the organism in Eukaryota, Viridiplantae, Streptophyta, Magnoliopsida, Asterales, Asteraceae. The transcript is spliced from 3 exons.